This is a messenger RNA of Setaria italica (foxtail millet), 1100 nucleotides long. RefSeq lists its product as uncharacterized. The record is from RefSeq and is a predicted model, not a curated record. The transcript has 8 exons. Bases 199 to 741 code for a protein of 180 amino acids. Lineage: Eukaryota; Viridiplantae; Streptophyta; Magnoliopsida; Poales; Poaceae.
ACUGCAGGCCGAAAGUAGUUGGGCCAUAAACCCUCGUCGUCGUUCUUGUCUCGCCCUCGCCGUCGGCCAUCGCCAAUCCCUUCCACCCACUGUCCACAGGGCCGGCGGCGGCGCACUUCGCUCGAGCUGGUAGGGUUGGUCGGUGUUAACUGAGUCAGGUUGAUUGUUCACUGCGGUGUGCGAGCUUAAUCGGCCACCAUGGAUGUCGAUAAGCAAGAAACAAUGGAGGAGACCAUCCUUGUUGGUGAUGAUCUCAUGCGAGGGCCACCAUCACCUGUCAUACCUAAAGAUAUUGCAUCACAUGUCCUUGAAGGUGUUGAGCUUUGUGAUGGAAUACUCAGGAAUCUUUUCUUAUGUCUACAAAUAAAUGAUAUUGAGCCAUUCUGCCAAGAUGAAAUUGUGCUAUACCGACAAUGUGCUGAGAAAAGGGACAAGGAAAUAAGAGAACGGAUGCAAGAUAGUGAAUAUAAACUGGGUUUUUCAAUGCCUCUGGAAGGAGCAAAGGAGAGAGCUACUCAACUCCAAUCAGAGGUCACACAGUUAGAAAGACGCAUGAUUCUUGCUAGUGGACUUGAGGGUAUGGAAGGAUUUCGGCAGAGAUGGAGCUUGCACGGACAGCUUGAAGAUACAAGGAAACGGCUUGAGGCACUGAACCGUGGCAUUGGAAAAAGAGAGAACCAAAGUUCUACAGGGGAAGGGGCAAAAUCAUCUCCCGCUGGGAAGAGGUGGUUCUUUUGGUAGUACGCGUUGUGUAGGAUCUGCAAACCCGAAAGGCAGCUCCAUCCAGCUGUACUGCUAUUUUGAUCCAGAUGUUACGGAUAACUUAUUAGCUUCCUUUGAGCAACUUCCUGAAGCAAGAUUGCAACUGGUAGGGCUAUAAUAUGUCGACAAUAUGCACCUCUAUGGUCGUGCCCUACACCCCUCUGAAGAGUGUACCGUACUCAUGUCUUCCGGGGUGCUUAGUUCUUUUAUCCGGACUAAAGUUCAUAUCACAUCAAAUCUUUGGAGGCUAAUUAGAAGAACUAAAUAUGAGUUAAUUAUAAAACUAAUUACACAGAUGGAGGCUAAUUCGCGAGACGAAUCUAUUAAGUCUAAUUAAU